AUGGUGAAAAUCGAAGUGAAAACUGAGAUGUUUGAGGACACCGAACCUGAUAAGCACCGUCGCGUGAUUAGCUCCGUCGAAGACGUAGACAGGAAGUUCAAGAGAACCCUCCUCUGCGUCGCGAAACCGUCUUACCUCCUGGGUAUCCUUGGGCGAAGAACUAGCCGAAGCGAGUAUCUCAAAAAGUUGCCCAAGAUCCUCCUCGAGCUGCUCCGCCAAAGAAACUGGAGAGACGCGAGCAGUGUGCUCAGCGUUCUGAUGCAAGGUACGAUGAGAGAUGGUUCUCCGGCGAUGAAUCGGCUCAAAUACGAGGCUCAUAUACAGAUUGUGAGUCACUUGCAACCUUACAAGAACAAAGCCGACGAGAUUGGGAGAAUCUAUGAUACUUGGAUCGGGAAGAUUGGUAAACAGCAUAAAGAGUUCUCUGUGAUUGAAUACUGUUCUAAGGCUUCGAGACUAACCAUUUUGAGUUUACCUGGUAAUUUGGAACAGGAGAGGCUCUUGGUUUGGUUCAAACAGAUUUGCCAUUUUAUCGAGCAUGGGAUGGAUCGUGAGGCCUAUGAUGCUACAACCAGCAUGAUGCAGAGCCGUGAUUUGGGGAUGCUUCCACGGGCUAAUCUGUAUAUAGGGAUCACGUUGUUCAGACUGUGGUGUCGUAAAUUCCAGGUGGAGUUACACCCUGAAGACGGAGACUGCAGCGAGAGCAUAUCCAGUAUGUCGGAAUCAAGGUCUAAUAGUGUUACGGUUAAGUGUUCAGUCAGGGACAAGACGUUUUACUCUGUGGAGUCCGAGUCCGAAGGUUCUGUUGUGAACGAGUCAUCGUCUUCGGUCAUGAAUUAUAAAAGGACUUCACAUAUGUCAAACUGUGACUCAGCGACAGUGAUGGAUAUGAAGGUGAAGCUGGAGAAGAUCAAACUGGAGGAGAGUACUCAGCAGUUUAUCGACCAGCCACGAUUCUACGCCACCUCUGAAGAAAACGAAGACUCUUUGAAAGACGGAGUUGCAUUUGAUCCCGCUCUUAUUGAAAUCCUUGGGGACAUGGAUCCAUGGUUGCUUCCUUUGUCACCGCCAAAAGAUCCUGAUUGUUAUAGAAAGAUGGUCAAUGAUUUUUACUAUAAGGAAUCAGUGAGAUAUUUGCGGCUUACUAUGCAGUCUCCUCGUCAUGUAUCUUUAGCUGCAUUACAUCCACUUGUACAGCUUCUGUUAAUUGGAGGUCAUGUAGAUGAGGCGAUGAAAGUGGUCGAGGAGAUGUGCAAUAAAGUACAUGACAUCAAACCUUUGAGGAUUAAGGCCGCUAUGAUGGAGAAGUUUCAGCGUAAGAGCGACAUGCUCGCAAAAUGCUACGAAGACAUCUUAAAGAUUGAUCCUAAUUGUGUAACUACCCUGAAGAAGCUUAUUGGAAUGUGCAUAGAAGAUGUGUAUAGUAGAGAGUCGCUGAUCGAAAUGAUAGCAUUGCAUGUAGAAGCUUCUUUUCCAGAGCCCGAAAUCUGGAAAGAGUUUGCCUCUUGCUUGCGUCUCUUCUUUGAGGAUAUUGAUGAAGACCGAAUGUCGAUAUGCCUCGACGGCUCUGGAGAAGAAAGGAUUCAACAAACCUACUCUGUUCGAUACAACCCGAAUCCUAAAAUGUUCACCGAUACAUCAUGGAUCCUGCGGGCUAAGUCGUGGCUAAACCGACAUUUCUCCCCGGAGAUGCUCGAGACAGACAUAAAAAAGCUCAAGGCAGGAACACAAAACGGAGAUAUGGAGAUGAUGAGAUUGGUGAGUUACAAAGCGGCAUGUGCAAGUCAUAUCUACGGACCAGAGUUUGGUUAUGUAACAAAAGUGUACGGUCUGCUUGAGAAUCAUAGUAACAACAUAGAUUUUUUGAAGAAUGAUAGCAACAGUUUAGAAUUAUACAACUUUUUGCGAGGACAGAGACAGAAAUGGAACAGGAUUUACAGUUUAGAAUAA
Molecule: messenger RNA, 1950 nt
Organism: Thlaspi arvense
Lineage: Eukaryota; Viridiplantae; Streptophyta; Magnoliopsida; Brassicales; Brassicaceae
Source: the annotation of a GenBank genome assembly